UAAGAGUAAUUGUGUUAAAAAUGCCAAGCCCAAAACAGGUUGGCCUACGCGCACAGCAGCAUGCUCGCACGAACGUCUGCGCGCGUUCACGCUGAAAUGCACGGAGAAAGAGCGAGGACGCCUACCUCGCAGAGAAUUUCUUCACACUGCGGAGGAAUACAGCAAGCUUCAUAGAAGUGGUUCGCCUUGCCUGCCCGCCUCCAGCAAGUCUUGUUCAGAGGCAACCGUCCAUUUCCUCUCUCCCUGUAGCGUUAGCAGACCAACGUUUCCAAGUCAAACAGACAUGGCUGACCAACUUACAGAAGAGCAGAUUGCAGAGUUCAAGGAGGCCUUCUCUCUGUUUGAUAAGGACGGAGAUGGCACCAUCACCACCAAAGAGCUGGGCACUGUCAUGAGAUCACUUGGUCAAAACCCAACUGAGGCUGAACUCCAGGACAUGAUCAAUGAGGUGGAUGCAGAUGGAAAUGGGACAAUUGACUUCCCUGAGUUCCUGACAAUGAUGGCAAGGAAAAUGAAGGACACUGACAGCGAGGAGGAGAUCAGGGAGGCAUUCAGGGUUUUUGAUAAGGAUGGCAAUGGUUACAUUAGCGCAGCAGAGCUGCGUCAUGUUAUGACUAACCUGGGAGAGAAGCUGACAGAUGAGGAAGUAGAUGAGAUGAUCAGGGAAGCAGACAUCGAUGGAGAUGGACAGGUCAACUAUGAAGAAUUUGUUCAGAUGAUGACCGCCAAAUGAACUGGGCUCACAUUAAGACAAAUAAUCAGUCAAAUGUUUCACUUACCUCUUAUUGCAAAAAUCUACAUUUAUUCAUACUGUUCUGUAUAGACAACUUAAACUGAAUGUUGGAAAACUGAAAGUCUGUCCAUAUAAACAAGCUCAAAAAAGGUAAAAGACAAAAAGAAAAACCUCAAUCAAUCUGCAUGUACUGGCUUGUAUUCCCCGCCCCCCAGCGCUAAGCUGCCCAAUCAGAUCUCAACUCGUUAGCCAAGCAGCCUCUCUGCAGCUGUCUGGUCUGGCCACUGCUUCUCUGCUUCCUGGUUCCAUCUGCCUGAUGUCAUGAUGAUUAUAUGGGCUGGCCAGUCGCCUUUCCUUUAUGACUUCCUGUUUUCUUUUUUCUGUUCUUCAUGCAUGCAGCUUUAGAUGGGUUACUGUUGAGCGCCCAAUGGCAGAAGGCUGUUGUUGGCGGAGAGGAGGGAGGGGUUAGUUGACCGAUGAGAGUGAGUGAACCAGCAGAACCUUUGCAGUUUGCUAACCUAAAUGAAGUCAGUGAUGACAGAGAUAUUUUUAAGAAAAAUAUUAAAAUGGAAUAAAUAAGAAGUCAUUUUAGAUUCUGUGUUUCUGGCAUGUCAGGAUACUCGCUUUAUCCUUUGUGUGUUUACCUUUUUUGAGGGUGAAGCCUGCGUGGGGCAUAGAUUUGAGCCCCUUGGGCGCUGGGUGUGUCUUAGACUAUUUGGAGGGCUGGGGUGGGCUUUAAAGGUGAUGAUAUACAAGAGAAACAUUUAGGUAAUAUCUGUUAUGAGUAUCAGCUUUUGCCCAGUUGGAGAUUUACAAACAAUGAAUCUGUGGUUAUUCUUCACUGAAACACACUUGGGUAUCACCUUAAAGGUUGCUUGAAUAUCAUGAUUCUAUGGGGGUGAUAAAUUUCAGUUUAGUGGGGACGGGGUCGGUGCUUUGCAGCAUUUCUAUUUUGUGUUUGUGUGGGAGUUUGCGCGCAUGUGUGUGUGUGUGUGUGUGUGGGUGCGGCAAGGCCCGGCCCAGUCCAACUGUUCUGUUCAGUUGAUCUGCAUUCCAAGUUGUACAUGCUAGUCUUUACAUUUUGUUUUUCCAAUAAAAUACCAUGAACUAA
Messenger RNA from Scatophagus argus, 1844 nucleotides. RefSeq names its product calmodulin 1a (gene calm1a). The coding region runs from base 284 to 733 and encodes 149 amino acids. The transcript has 6 exons. Lineage: Eukaryota; Metazoa; Chordata; Actinopteri; Scatophagidae. Gene Ontology annotation, molecular function: calcium ion binding. The record is from RefSeq and is a predicted model, not a curated record.